Molecule: messenger RNA, 3094 nt
Organism: Monomorium pharaonis (pharaoh ant)
Lineage: Eukaryota; Metazoa; Arthropoda; Insecta; Hymenoptera; Formicidae
Product: tubulin glycylase 3A
Exons: 14
Coding region: 292-2943 (883 amino acids)
Biological process (GO): cilium movement; protein polyglycylation; cilium assembly
Cellular component (GO): cilium
Molecular function (GO): protein-glycine ligase activity, initiating
Source: RefSeq, a predicted model, not a curated record
UAUCUGAUUCUACCACCUGACUCGCGUGUGUCCACAUCGUCAUCGUUCAGUCUUGCCUCCACUUCCAUCCGGGCGUGUUUUUCAUCUUCCUAAACAUUCGUCGCGCGGCUACUAGUUCUCCACUCGACUCUUAGAAGAGUAUCGGAGAUUCAACAGGGUUUCAGAUAAAAAUACUUCAUUUAAUGACUCCUUUUGCUGCUAUCUAUCGGAAAUCUAUUUGGAUAAUGAAGAAUACAUGAAAGUUAACAGAACGCUUUUGCGGAUAACCUUUACAAUUCUCAAGUCCGCUACAUGAAUGCCAAGGAUGGAUCCCGUUCAAAUCUGGAAAGCUCAAGCGAGGAUAAUAAGAACAAAACAGAGAAUGUCGAGAAGGAAGAUGAAAAUCCCGGAGAGGAAGUGGUGACAAAGACGGAUGCGACAAAUUGUGAUACAGAAGUCAAAGAGAAACCAGACUGUUCGGAAAAUAAAAAUGAGUCGUCCUUAGAACUGCCUUUAGAACCAACCCUUCAUGAGCGGUUUUUGUGUAUCAAGCAAACCGUGAAGGACGCUAUAGCUGCCCAUCAUACUUUUAUGAUUUACGGCAAGUCACGGGUCAUUCGCGAUUGCAUGCUGAAGCGAGGAUGGUGUGAGAAAUUUUAUCGUAGAAACAGCGGCGGUAAUAAAUCACGCGAUCUGCAUUUCGGCGUCGAUUCCAGUCCGGUACUUCUACUGGCUAGUAUCGGCGAUCUGAAGGAUCAGCAAAGUAAACGUCUAUUAAUAUCGAGAAUGCUCACCAAUCACACCGUCGAUUUCUUAUGGAACACUGGAUCUGACUGGCCCGGAUGGCCUGCCCAAGACAACAAAACCACUGUGUUCAAUCGAUAUUGUCGAGCUGGAUUUACAUCCAAGGUGGGCUUGUGUUCAAGCGUCAGGCAAAUGCACUGGUAUUACGAAGCUGGAGUGGCUAAUACUUUGUUUCCGCGUUGCUAUAACAUAUGCCAGAGCGAUCAGAUGCACGCCUUCAUCGAAGACUUCCGACUUACAAGCUGUUCGAGUCUCUUAAAAUGGUUAGUGGAUAAGGCCAAUGUCGAAGACGAAGACGCCGUCCGUUCUCCAACCGGUACAGUGCCUCUGAAAGCCCUUGACUUUGCGAUCAAAAGAUGUAGCGAUUAUAUCAGCGUCCAAUCGCAUGAGGAUAUUGAUCAGGAAGCUGAAAGGGUCUGGUCUCACCAGUGGGACCAAUUUAUCAGCUGGUAUUAUCAGAUCGUACGCGGUCAAGCUCUCUUUGUUCGUACUAACGUCCCCUUUAAUAAAUAUAUCCUGGCUUCGAAACACAUAUUAAAGAAGAUGAGAAAGUAUUGGCCGCAGAUAGACAUGGACGGUGUAAUGAAUAUGUGGAUUCUGAAACCUGGAAACAAGAGCCGAGGACGUGGUAUUGUUCUAAUGAACAAACUAGAAGACGUGGUAGCGAAAAUAAAUCCAACAGGCAAACCAGACACGCGAUAUGUCGUACAGAAAUAUAUUGAACGGCCAUUACUGAUUUACAAUACAAAAUUCGACAUAAGACAAUGGUUUAUCGUAACAUGCGCUCAACCUUUAACUCUCUGGAUAUAUAGAGAAAGCUACCUCCGUUUUUGCUCACAAAAGUUCACUCUGGAUGACUUCCACGAGUCGAUUCACCUGUGCAAUCACGCGAUUCAAUGCAAAUAUGAUAACUGUGGUGACAGAGACUCUGCUCUACCCACGGACAAUAUGUGGGACGCCACGACAUUCAAGGAAUUCCUCAGAUCUCAGGGUCACAGUAAUGCAUGGGAUGACUUAAUCUAUCCUGGAAUGAAACAAGGUCUAGUGGGCUCGUUAUUGGCCAAUCAAGAAGCUAUGGAUCGACGGAAAAACAGUUUCGAACUGUACGGUGCCGAUUUUAUGGUCAUGGAUGACUUUUCUGUAUGGUUGAUCGAGAUCAACAGCCAUCCGGAUAUGAGCUACUCCACUAGUGUUACUACGCGAUUAUGUCGACAAGUGAUGGAAGAUACCAUUAAAGUCGUGAUAGACUUUCGAGAAGAUAAAAAUGCAGACACUGGAAACUUUGAGUUAGCGUAUAAGCAGAGAAUGCCAAGCUGCCAGCCGUACUUAGGCGCAGCUUUGUCGCUUCAGGGUACUCGUAUCACCACCUGCGAGAGGAAAUCGAGUCUAUAUCAAACUCAAGAUUCGAAAUCCAGUCUAGUCACAAAAUCUCCAAUGACGAAGAAGAAGUCGAUAGUGCAUAAUGAUAUUGGACCAGAGAUCGUUGAUCUUAUCGAAGAAUUGGAGAUUCAGCUAGAUCAAGAGUUGCAUUCUUAUUACAAUACAAAUUCACCCAAGUCGAGAUCAGCACUGUCGGCGACUGUACCGGCGAAGGCUUUGAUUUCUGAAGAGAAAGUGGAAACCGUAACAAAGAGUACUUCAGCAGGUAUAACUAUUAAUAAGACACCUAUGAAUACAUCUAUUAACAAGACAAAGUCACCAACUCCGUCCAGAACUAACGUCCAGAAUCACACAAAAUCUUCGAAUAACGGAAAAAGAUCAUCGAAUAAACUGACACGAAAAUUACGCACGUCCACCGGUACUAUAAAUAACAAAUUGGAUACAUCUCCAAGACAAACAUUGAUCUCGAAGAUCAUGGCUCUUCAGGAGCAAUCGACAAACGUGGCGCCUAAAUCCGAGAAACCGUUGAGAAAAAAUGAUGAGAAGAUUAUUAAAACUGCCAUGCGAGACGCCGUGAAAAAGUACAAAAGAAACGUAUCUGUCCGGCCGGAAGUACCGCCACUGCCAUCUCUACUUAUGCCAACAGCGAAUAUUACUUCCAUGUCAAUGGCGAAGAGCAAGAACCGGAGCUUCCCAAAAAAACAAAUACAUCAUAAAAGAAAUAAAAUUCUAACGAACAUCUCUGAUAUGUAUGCUGUCGGUUUGAGCUUGACCAAAUAAUCAAAAAGCUCAUCAGUUACUCGUUGUUUGUUAUGUUUAUCUUUACUGUUGAUCAAUUCUUCAAUUCUAUCUACAAGUAAAUAUGUAUACAACUAAUAAAUGUUAUAUCUCUGUGAUUGAUAAUGAAUAAAUGUUAUAUCUCUGACAAUAA